Molecule: messenger RNA, 7052 nt
Organism: Betta splendens (Siamese fighting fish)
Lineage: Eukaryota; Metazoa; Chordata; Actinopteri; Anabantiformes; Osphronemidae
Gene: slit3
Product: slit homolog 3 (Drosophila)
Exons: 38
Coding region: 549-5156 (1535 amino acids)
Biological process (GO): axon guidance; negative chemotaxis
Molecular function (GO): Roundabout binding; calcium ion binding; heparin binding
Source: RefSeq, a predicted model, not a curated record
GAGGCUGCCUCUCUCACAGGCUCCACGCGGACCAGGCUGCGUUGCGCCUCCGACUCUCAACUUUUUUACAUUACAACUCCUCUGCAACUCUCACUUUUUAUUGCCUGGCAGCGGAGGGAUGGUUCCUGGAAGGAGGUCACACCCCAGCUGAGCAUUUUCACCUUGGAAAGUUCGUGCGGCUGGUGAACGUCUCCGCGCGGAGUUUGUGAAUGGGGAGCGUCUUUUGGAGACUUUUACGCAUCGAGUUGAGUGACGCGCGGUUAGAUGUUUUGCGAGAUUUCGAGCGUCAAAUCCCAUUUUUAAAUGUCUUCCAAAUCUCCAAUGGCAAAGGACCGUUUUAAGGGGAUUAUGAUUGAUCGGCUCUCUUGAGAGAAACUUUGUUGAACUUUAUUCAAACAGCGAGUUUAAUUCGAUCCAUCCUCGCUGCGCCUUUUUCUAAUCCGACCGGCCUCUCUUGACCUUUUUCGGGAUCCUUACUCAAACAUACUCUGCUUCCCUGCGGAUCUUUUUCAUUCGCCCCACGUUGGAAGUCGCCUUGAGUGGAUAUCAUGCCUCCGACCGGGACCGGGACGGAGAAGUGGGUCGCGCUCUGUCGGCUUUGGCUUGCGGUUUUCGCGCUGAUGCUGUGCGCCGCUUCGGUCAAUGGAUGCCCGCACAAGUGCAGCUGCUCCGGGUCGCAUGUGGACUGCCAGGGUCUGGGUUUGAAGACCGUGCCCAAAGGAAUACCGAGGAACGCGGAGCGCCUGGAUCUGAACAGGAACAACAUCACCAGAAUCACUAAAGUGGACUUCUCUGGCAUCAAGAACCUCCGGAUUCUUCAUCUGGAGGACAACCAGAUCAGCGUCAUCGAGAGAGGAGCCUUCCAGGACCUCAGACUGCUGGAGAGACUGCGUCUGAACCGAAACAAGCUCCAGUUCCUCCCGGAGCUUCUCUUCCAGUCCAACCCCAAACUCGGACGACUAGACCUCAGUGAGAACCAGAUCCAGGCAGUUCCCAGGAAAGCUUUCAGAGGAAUCACCAGCGUCAAGAACCUGCAACUAGACAGCAACCACAUCAGCUGCAUCGAAGAUGGAGCUUUCCGAGCGCUGCGCGAUCUGGAGAUUCUCACCCUCAACAACAACAACAUCACCCUCAUCCCCCUCUCCAGCUUCAACCACAUGCCCAAGCUGCGGACACUGCGGCUGCACUCCAACAGCCUCCACUGUGACUGUCACCUGUCCUGGCUCUCGGACUGGCUCCGGGCCCGGCGGGGCUUGGCCCCCUUCACCCAGUGCAUGGCCCCCGCCCACAUGAGGGGCCUUAACGUCCCGGACGUGCAGAAGAAGGACUUCCUGUGCAACGGUCCAGCUCAGGCGGAGUCCAGGCCUUGUGUUCCUCAGGUGGCCGUGUGCCCUCCCAGCUGCAGCUGCAACAACAACAUAGUGGACUGUCGGCGCAAAGGGCUCACGGAAAUCCCGGCCAACCUGCCUGAAAGCAUCGUGGAGAUUCGGUUGGAACAAAACUUGAUUAAAGGUGUCCCAGCAGGAGCCUUCACUGCCUACAAAAAGCUGAAGAGAAUUGACUUGAGUAAGAACCAGAUUUCUGACAUUGCUGCAGAUGCCUUCAGUGGGCUUCGCUCGCUCACCUCACUAGUGCUGUAUGGCAACAAGAUCACAGAGCUGCCCAAGGGAUUGUUUGAUGGACUGGUUUCCCUGCAGCUACUGCUGCUGAAUGCCAACAAAAUUAACUGUCUGCGAGUCAACACCUUCCACGACCUGCAGAACCUCAACCUGCUUUCACUUUACGACAACAAGCUGCAAACUAUCAGCAAAGGACUGUUCACCCCCCUGCGCUCAAUCAAGACUCUCCACCUGGCCCAGAACCCCUUCAUGUGCGACUGUCACCUGAAGUGGCUCGCCGACUACCUGUUCGACAACCCCAUAGAGACGAGCGGCGCCCGCUGCAGCCACCCCAGGAGGCUCGCUAACAAGCGCAUCAGCCAGGUUAAAGGCAAGAAGUUCAGGUGCACAGGUCAGGAGGAUUAUCGCAGCCGUCUGAGCGGGGAGUGUUUCCAGGACCUGGUGUGUCCAGAGAGAUGUCGCUGUGAAGGAACCGUGGUCGACUGUUCCAACCUCAAACUGACCCGUGUACCUCCACACAUCCCUGAACACACCACCGACCUGCGGUUAAACGACAAUGAGAUUGCCAUCCUGGAGACUGCAGGGAUGUUUAAGAAGCUUCCCAAUUUGAGGAAGAUCAACCUGAGCAACAACAAGCUGAGGGACAUUCGAGAGGGUGCGUUUGACGGAGCCAGUGGCGUUUUAGAGCUGUUGUUGACGGGAAACAAGCUAACUGGCCUGCAGGGCCGCAUGUUCAGGGGCCUCACUGGCCUGAAAACACUGAUGCUGCGGAGCAACCAGAUCACCUGCAUCGACAACAGCACGUUCACGGGUCUGAGCUCUGUGCGUCUCCUGUCCUUAUAUGACAACCGGAUCUCCAGCAUCGCCCCGGGGGCCUUCUCCACCCUGCACUCCCUCUCCACCAUUAACCUGUUGUCCAACCCGUAUGUGUGCGAUUGUCACUUGGCCUGGCUGGGUCAGUGGCUGAAGAAGACCAGGGUGGUCAGUGGGAACCCUCGCUGUCAGAAGCCAGCCUUCCUGAAGGAGAUCCCCAUCCAGGACGUGGCCACGCCAGACUUCACGUGUGACGGCGCUGAGGACAACGGGUGCCUUCCUGCAUCUGGUUGUCCUGACGUCUGCACGUGCUCAGACGCUGUGGUGCGAUGCAGCAACAGAGGGCUGCACUCUCUGCCCAAAGGCAUUCCCAAGGACACCACCGAGCUUUACCUGGAGGGGAAUGCGCUGACAUCUGUGCCCAAGGAGCUGGCCGCCCUGAGGCAGCUGUCGCUGGUAGACCUGAGCAACAACAGCAUCAGCACACUGGCCCCGUACACCUUCAGCAACAUGACCCAGCUAGCCACGCUCAUCCUGAGCUACAACCAGAUCCGCUGCAUCCCCGUCCACGCCUUCGACGGCCUCAAGUCGCUCCGGCUGCUGACUCUCCAUGGUAAUGACCUUUCAACUAUCCCAGAAGGCGCCUUCAACCACCUCACCUCUCUGUCCCACCUUGCUCUUGGUGCCAACCCCUUGUACUGUAACUGUGACCUGCGUUGGCUUUCUCAGUGGGUCAAGGCUGGCUUCAAAGAGCCAGGCAUUGCUCGUUGUACUGGACCCCCUGACAUGGCCGACAGGCUGCUGCUCACCACACCGCUCAACAGAUUCCAGUGUAAAGGUCCAGUGGACAUCGGCCUGAUGUCGAAGUGCGCCCCCUGCCUGGCGUCGCCCUGCCAGAACAAUGGCACGUGUGUGUCUGAGGCCGGCGGAUCCUACCACUGCACCUGUCCGUAUGGGUUUAAGGGUCAAAACUGUGAAUUACCCAUCAAUGCCUGCAUCAGUUUCCCCUGCUCCAACGGAGGAACCUGCCACAUCCAGCCCGGCCUCGAAGGCCAUUUCAGCUGUGUGUGUCCGCCCGGGUUCGAGGGCCAGCGCUGCGAGUUAAACCCGGACGACUGUGAGGACAACGACUGCGAGAACAACUCGACCUGCGUGGACGGGAUCAACAACUACACCUGCGUCUGUCCACCUAAUUACGCAGGUGACCUGUGCGAGGAGGUGGUUGACCCCUGUCUCCAGGGCUUCGACCCCUGUCAGCACGAUUCAAAGUGCAUCCACGUCGGCCGCAGUUACAGGUGCGAGUGUUUGCCGGGAUACGUGGGCCAACACUGUGAGCAGGACUACAACGACUGCCUGGAGAACAAGUGUCAGCACGGAGCGGAGUGCGUCGACGCCGUCAACGGCUACACCUGCAUCUGCAGAGAGGGUUUCAGCGGCCUGUUCUGUGAGAACCCUCCUCCGAUGAUCCUGCUGCAGACCAGUCCCUGUGACCAGUCCGACUGCCAGAACGGCGCCCAGUGCCUGGUGGAUGUCGGGGAGCCCGUGUGCCGCUGCAUGCCAGGUUUCUACGGCAGCAAAUGCGACAAGCUGGCCACCGUUCACUUCCUGGGCCGGGACGCAUACGUGGAGCUGCCGGGCGCCAAGCUCCGCCCCACCGCCCACAUCGCGUUACAGGUGGCCACAGACAAGGACAACGGCAUCCUGUUGUAUAAGGAGGACCACGACCCGCUGGCUCUGGAGCUGUACCAGGGUCACAUACGCCUCAUCUACGACAUCGCCAACUACCCACCCACCACCGUGUAUAGCGUGGAGUCUGUGAACGACGGCCUCUUCCACACGGUGGAGCUGCUAAUUCAGAACCGCUCGCUCAGUCUGGUGGUGGACAACGGAGCUCCCAAGAGCCUGGGCAAGCUGGCGCGGCAGCCCUCCGUGGACCACAACAGCCAGCUUUACAUAGGAGGGGUCCCGUCUCAGGUUGUGGCCUUGGGUCUGCGGCCCGGACCCGACCGCUCCCUUCAGGCUUUUAAUGGCUGUAUUCACAAUGUCCGAAUCAACGGGGAGCCUCAAGACCUCAGCUACAGAACCACAGGAGGAGGAGGAGGCAAGAGCGACAGCGUCCUCGCAGGGUGUCACUCGUGCAGCGUGUGCGCUCAGGGCUCAUGCAGGGAGGGGGGUGAGGCGGGGGUGACCUGCGACUGUGGCCCCGGACGCAGCGGGCCGCUGUGUGACCAGACCACGGUACCGGGCCCCUGUCAGAACAGCAGGUGCGUUCACGGUCAGUGCGUGGCCAAGGGCCAGUCCUACAGCUGUCAGUGCAGCCUCGGCUUCCAGGGCCAGUUCUGUGACCGACGGCAGGAGCCGGCGGCCUGCAGAGGGCGGCGCUGUGGCCACGGGGAGUGCCGCGUGUCGGAGGGCGGGGAGCCGGUGUGCCUGUGUCAGCCCGGCUACACCGGAGCCGCCUGCGACUCAGAGCUGACGUGUCAGGGGGAGAUGCUGAGGGAGCAGCUCCGGCGCCACCAGCCCACCAGAACCUGCACGUCCACCAGCAAGGUCCCCCGCGUGGACUGCCCCCGGUCCUGCCAGGCCGCGGCGCCGCCCGGCGUCUGCUGCGGCGUCACCAAGAGCCGGAGGAGGAAGGUGGUGUUCCGCUGCAGCGACGGCGCCUCGUUCUCCGAGGAGCUGGAGAGCGCGCUGGAGUGCGGCUGCUCCAGGUGCCCGUUGUAACGGCGCCGCUGCCGUUUUUGUGAAUCACGCGUGUCGGAGCUUUGGCUCUGAGGCGUCGCCGCGUCGAUGAGCUUCGUUAUUAUGUGAUUUUUUUUUUUUUCAGUUCCCCACAUUCGCUUUGAUCGCGGCCGUUUUGCUGCCGAGACACAACAAGAAAUGGGACAAGUGUGCGUGUUUUAUGACAGAGAGAAAAUAUAUUGUAAGAUAUAAGUGAGAAAAACAUAGAACUUAUUUUUAUUAUGGAUUUUUGCUAAGAGAUGAUUAAAGGACUGAUGAGCUGUUUUUUAAUGUUUAUUAUAUAAUGUGUUACAUAGUAUAAAUGUUAUUUUGUACCUUGUAAGAAGCAAAAGUAUACCACAAACUAGAUUAACAUUCCUAAAGGUGACAUGAGUUUAUAUGUCUGUAUAAUUCUAUAUAAAUAUUUACCCUAACCCAAUGAACUGUAUAUUUUCUAAGUGUAAUUUGCAUGAUGCUGAUGUGCUGACGUGGGAGCCGGUUGUUCCACAGGGAGGAUGAGGUGACGCCCUCCCGGAGGCUGAAGGGAACUGAGCGUGUAGUUAACCUGCUUCACAACGACGUCGCUCUCACACGGUGUUUGUGGAGAAGACAUAAAGACUCUUUCCACAGAGACGGUUUUAACACUUGGUUCAAACGUUGUGUCAUUCUCCGGUUUUGCUGUUGCACACAGGACUCGGAGCCGCAUGAGCUUCAACACAAACACCUGGAAUCGGUACAAACCAAGCAAACCAACGCAAACACGGGGGUUUCCAGUCAUUCACUAUCAGUCGCAUUAUGGCCACGUUUACUAAACCGCAGAAACGCUUCAUUCUCUGACUGAUGAAGGAGCCUUAAAUGAAGCAUUUACACCAAAGCAAACUGAAUUUGCCUUAAACAGAUGUCGAACGAUGACGCAAACAGCUGAUCUUUACACUUCCAGUGCCUUGUGCUUAUUUUGACAGUGAAUCGUGUUGCUACUGAAUGUUCAUACUCGUUUGGGUUCAUGCAGUAUUGUGUUAGUGUUGUGUGUGGCACCUUCCUAAGUUGACCAUUGUCCUUUGAAAUGUGUCGAUAUUCCAAAGAAAGUCAAUUGAGCCAAAUAGAAGAGAAGCCUUAAUCUCCCCACAUUCCCCUGGAGUCAUUACAUCUCCAGAGGCUGAACCCUCAUCUUUAGUCUGAUGACUCCGUGCAGGUCUGUGCAUUUGAUGGGCAGUCAGUCCGUCAGUUUCAGUCAGUCAGUCAGUUUCAGUCAGUUUCAGUCAGUUCAGCGCUGAGGCUAAAAACGUGACUACAGACUCACAGACCAAACGACAGCAGUCUGACCUCAGCGAACCUCCUCAUUCAUGACUCACCUGCCUUUGUUCCUUUAUACUCGUGAACCGACCGACACAACUGAACAACUCUGUAGGUUUGUAUUAACUGCGACUAACAUAAUUAAAAUCAUAGUGAGAAACUAUAAUGUAACUACUACUGUAUUGUUUACUUUAUAUAUUGUUGCUCUGUUUACAACAGUUUAUUUACAGCUCUGCUAUUGUUGACAUAUCAGUGUUAUCCAUUAUUUCAGUUUUCCACCUUGUUUUUCAGUUUUCCACCUUUCGCUCCGUCUGAUCCUGCUUCAUGUUUUUCUCUACUCUCUCCUUUUGCAGGAGAGAAUAUUCACUCCUUUUCUUUUUCGUUCUCAUUUCUGCUCUGAUUCAUUCAGUCCUUCACUUUUUGUCUCCUUCGUGCUCUGGUUACCUCUUCUCCUAAAAGGUCAGAUUUUCAUUGUGAAGAGAAGAAAACACCUCAGUUAUUAACAACAAAAGUCAUUUCAAGUUCAAUUUUAAAAACAUGACUAUAUGAGUGAUAAUAAUUGUUACUUAUGUUGAAUGUUAAAAUUAAACUACAAUUGAAACUACA